GUUGAUUGUUUGCACCUACUAUUUGUAUAAAAAUAUCUAAAAUAUAAAAAUAACAAGAGGAAAAUGGGGGAUGAGCUACGGUGAACGAUGAUUUCGAACUCUCGCGAUGACUGACUCGGAAAAAUGACGUCCUGUCAACAACACUAAAGUGCGAAAGGUCUCUCUCUCUCAAUUUAUCAUACAGGAACAUAUUGUUAACAGGCAUGCCCCAAAGUCCUACUGAAUAGCCAUUCAGCCAUCAGUGCCUGCAUCCCGCUGUCCCCAUGACAACCCCUCCUCUGGCCCCGUUUUCCGGGCAACAGGCUCAGGCAGCGCGUGAUGUGAACACAGCCUCACUAUGUCGGAUCGGACAAGAGACGGUGCAGGACAUCGUCUUACGAACCAUGGAGAUCUUUCAGCUGCUUAGAAACAUGCAACUGCCGAAUGGAGUGACUUAUCAUCCUAACACUCAUCAGGAUCGGUUGGGGAAACUGCAAGAGCACUUGCGGACGCUCUCUGUCCUUUUCCGCAAGCUCCGUCUUGUUUAUGACAAAUGUAAUGAGAACUGUGCUGGUCUAGACCCCAUACCACCUGAGUUUAUUCCAUAUGUAGAAGAUGACAGCUCUAAACUGGAUGACCGUGUGGCCAAUCAAAUGUGUGCAGCAAGCGAAGAGAGGAGAGAAGUACUGGAAAUUAAUAAGAAACUCAAACAGAAGAACCAACAGCUGAAGAUGAUUAUGGACCAGCUCAGAAACCUCAUCUGGGAGAUAAACUCCAUGCUCUCGGUCAGGAGCUGAAACGCACUUGUAUACACAAGAUACACACUGUCAUGAGAGUUCUGUUUUCAAGGAGUGGUUUGCAGAAAGAUACGAGGAUGCAGGAAAGAGCGGUGAGGCAAAAAAUUGAGAGAAGGUAGAAAGCGACUGAACUGAAGAAAUUCUGCUAUGCUCAUAAUGCAUGGUUGAAAUGCCAUUCAGUUCUGCUGCUUUGGAUACAGUUUUCAACCUGAUGAACAUUAGGAGGUCUGAACAGUCUGCUCAUUCACGCUGAUACAUUUUAAAAUGAACCUUUUGCUCAAGUAUAUUCUUUAUAUUUGUAUGUGUGAUAGUUCCUUUUUACUUUUAAAGGGGCAGUACACCUAAAAAUGAAAACUCUGUCAUGUUCUCACCCUCAUAUCUUUUAAAAACCAUUUGACUUAUUCUGUGGUACACAGGAAUUUUUUUUUCUUUGUUUUACAGCAGAAUGUGCAAGCUGCUCUUUUCCAUACAAUGAAUGUAAAUGGUGACCAUGGCUGUCAAGCAAGAUUUCCAGUGAAUAAUGAUUAAAUUUCAGUCUGCUCCUCACCUAAAGCUAUCACAUGACUUCAGAAGACAUGGAAUAUAGUGCAUGGGCUUUUUAUCCUUUUUGGAGCCCUUACAGUCUCUGGUCCCCAUCCACUUUCAUUGUAUGAAAGAGAGCAACAUUCUUCAAAACCUUUGUGUUCCAUUGAAAAAGUCAUCAUAUUUCAUUUUUGAGUGAAAUAUCCCUUAAAGUUAUAUAUUUCUCAGUCACUAUAGAAUUUAUAAAUGUAUUAUGUAAAUUGAAUGAUAUUGCAGAUUAAAAUGGUGUUAAUAUACAGUAAAAGUAUUAACCUUUUUUCAAUACUUGACCUGACACCCAUAACAUUUUAUAAUUCUUGUUUCGUAAUUUGAGUGCUGCAUGAGUUCGAGUCCAUGAUCAUAGUCAUUAAAUAGUCUUUACGGAUUGCACAAAAAAAAAUUACAAAAGCACAGCAAUGUAUUGCCGCCUCUGUUACAGUAAAUGCACAAUAAUUUACAUUUAUGCAUUUGGCAGAUGCUUUUAUCCAAACCGACUUACAGCGCACUUAUUACAGGGACAAUCCCCCUGGAGCAACCUGGAGUUAAGUGCCUUGCUCAAGGACACAAUGGUUGUGACUGUGGGGAUUGACACAGAAUUACCUUCUGAUUACCAGUUCAGUGCUUUAGCCCACUAUGCCGCCACC
Molecule: messenger RNA, 1981 nt
Organism: Myxocyprinus asiaticus (Chinese sucker)
Lineage: Eukaryota; Metazoa; Chordata; Actinopteri; Cypriniformes; Catostomidae
Product: mediator of RNA polymerase II transcription subunit 30-like
Exons: 5
Coding region: 264-776 (170 amino acids)
Biological process (GO): positive regulation of DNA-templated transcription
Cellular component (GO): mediator complex
Molecular function (GO): transcription coregulator activity
Source: RefSeq, a predicted model, not a curated record